AUGCGGUCGUCUCAGUUUUUGCUCGUCUUGGCCUUCUUGGCCUGCACUUUCGUUGGAUCCGCCGACUGGAUCACGCACGGCAAGGUAUGGAGCAAGGAUUUCGGAGGCAAAGAUGCGCCUGAUUUUAGCGGGCGCUACAAAAUUGUAAGCUUUAAUAUUAUUACAUCACCUUAUAAGCGUUUGACGUAGGGUAUUUCUCAAAUUUUCAGAAUAUCAACGUGCAUGCUGACGCUUUCUUUAAUGAUUGCGGUAGAGUUCAUGCUGAUGUGCAUGGAAACUAUCGGGUCCAUUGCAUCCCGAAGGUCCUCCCGUUCACGGAUCCGAACAAGAUGGUCACAGUGUAAGUUGGGGUCAAAGUUCCGCCGAAAAUUUAAAAUUCAUUGAAAGUGGACGGGGUGCCACCUGCGCAGGACAUUUUAUACAAUGAAAAGUUGGCUAGGCUAUAGCCAGAUCCUGUUUUCCAGAGGUGUAUUGUACAGAGGUUUCACUGUAAUAGUCUUGAUUUUCUGUCACAUUUUUCUUCUUCUACAUAAUCAUUUUUUUUUUUUCCUUGACCUACAUAAUUUUUUCUUCUUGACCUACAUAAAGUAUAAACAAGGAAUUUUGUUAACUGAACUUUCAAAAUUUCAGCUGCCAUUCACUUUAUGGGCGCUGUCGUUGCGUCACUGUUAACCCUGUCAAAAGCGAAUGGUUGGACGUUGAGCUCACUCCAAACGAUCCCUAUGCCACCAGUAGUCACUGUGUUCGGUCAGACUAUUAUGACUGAUCCGAUACAUUUUUUAUUAUUUCAUUCUCUGUUGGGUAAAUAAAGGAUUUUUUUACGCUGUCACGAAUCCUGUCGAAUUCACAACUUCCAACUGAAAACCCUUGAUCUUUUGUCGGACUGCAAUUUUCUUCAGAUGCCACCGACUUUACGGACCCUGUCGUUGUCGCACUAUGUCACAACCAGAGAUUGCCACGGCUCCAGAGCCGGCUCGUGGCUCCGGCUCCGAGCCAGGAGCUAGAGCCGGAAGUGUUAGGUGCGGCUCCAGCUCACGAGCCCAAAGUCGGAGCCAGGCUUCUCAUCGGUCAUGUACUUCCCUUGUUAGUCAGAAUGACGAAAAGGACGGCAAUUUGACGUUAUUUUAUACGAAAUCCUCUCAAAUAAACAACCCUAAUUUUUAUCUUUCAAAAAAAAAAUAUUUUUUCCAUUUUUCAAAAUGAAAACUCGCUUUCAAAUUGUUUCGUUUCCCUUCUACCAAAGCUUUCAUUUCAAUGCGGUCGUCUCAGUUUUUGCUCGUCUUGGCCUUCUUGGCCUGCGCUUCCGUUGUAUCCGCCGAGUGGAUCACGCACGGAAAGGUGUGGAGCAAGGAUUUCGGAGGCAAAGAUGCGCCUGAUUUUACAGGGCAGAUCAAAAUUGUGAGCUUUAAUAUUGAUGCAUUAUCUUAUCAGCGCUUGACGAAGGGUAUUUCUGCAAUUUUCAGAAGAUCAACGUGCGUGCUGACGCCUACUUUGGUGAUUGUGAUACAGUCGAAGCUGAUGUGCAUGGAAACUAUCACGUCCAUUGCAACCCGAAGAUCCUCCCGUUCACGGAUCCGAACAAGAAGGUCAAAGUGUAAGUUGGUGUUGUGAAUGUUGUGAAAUGGAGUGCAACCUCUGUACAACAAAUCUAAAGUGGAGAUUUUUUUUGUUAUUGAAGGGCUUCGUUAUACAGAGGUUAGUUUAGGCAUAAAAUGGACUCUUGAGAUCUCUGAAAUUGCUCGUUAUUAGGGAGGUUGUUCGAUUGUCUCGUUAUAGGGAGGUUCUGGGUAAAAGUUCCUUUUUCUGGCCACAACUUAUAACUUUUUUUUACGUUGUUCGUUAUAGCCAUAUCCGGUUUUCCAGAAGUGGAUUUUACAGAGGCUUCACUGUAAUAAACCUUAUGCGUAGCCUACAUAAAAGAUGAAAAAAUAAUUUUGUUACCUUAACCUCCAAGUUUCAGCUGCCAUUAUCUUUACGAAUUCUGUCGUUGCGUCACUAUCAACCCUGUGAAAAGCGAAUGGUUGGAUGUUGAGCUCACCCCAAACCAUACCUAUGCCCACAGUGAUAACUGUAUUCAUUUUAGAGAGGUCUAUCCUUCAUCUUAA
Messenger RNA from Bursaphelenchus xylophilus (pine wood nematode), 2105 nucleotides. NCBI's taxonomy places the organism in Eukaryota, Metazoa, Nematoda, Chromadorea, Rhabditida, Aphelenchoididae. The record is from the annotation of a GenBank genome assembly.